UCACUUCACCGGUUUUACUUUCCCCAACUCUUAACUACAGUCAGUUGCCUCGUGCCCUCGUGAUAAGAUUACACAAACAAAAAUAAUGAAUUGUUCUGAAAUUGAUCAAGCUGCCGAAGCUGCUAAUGUGAUUGGAAUGCUAGCCGAAUUGUGUGAGAGACAAGAUUACUUGGAGACCUCGAUUGAAGAAGUAGUAGCUAUAAUAAAAGAAGACAAACGUUUUUUGAAGAUACGAGCAAUGUUGUCUGAGUUGCGUAAAGCAUUUGAUUCCAUCCAGAAACCUAAUAGUGAAUGUCUGGAAGAACAACUGCAUUUUGGAAAGAAGUUGAUUUACUACUUGAUGGAAGAAACCACUGAAUCAACAACGAUUGAUGCAGUCUGCACAUGGAUUGAGAUUGAAGUUUCCAAAUCCAAGGUUUCUCUUCUUCCUGCCUUGGUUUCUGCAGUGAUGCUCAGCUCUUUUGACAUAAGCACGGAGGUCUUCAGGAUGAGCAAAGAAUAUUCCUUGCUGAGUUCUGUCACCUUUCGUCGAUGGGCACCUUUAUUGCAUAGAUACUUCACUGAAGUUGAUGUAGCUGCCAGCCAGAUUCUGAUCUUUUUCAUCCAGGAUUUUCUCAGUUCAUCCCAUAAAAAAAAUACCAAAGCAUUGCUAUUUGAAAUCCUUCAUGUCCUGUUUAAAGAUGAGAAGUUUUUUUCUUUUAUUGCUGGAGAAAACAGAAAAAGUGGUAUGAUGUACUUACUGUGUUGCCUUCCUGAAAUUUCUCAAAGACAAGCUUAAUCCCAUUCGCAGAGAUCUUUGUCAGGCCAUGGUCAGGCUUAUGAUUGUUCCCUCCAUUAACAUUAAUUUCAAAUUUCAGUUUGUGAAACCGUAGUUCCCGUGGCUUACAUUGUUUCGGUUUUAAAUAAAAUUAUUGUCUAUCUAAAA
Daphnia pulex (common water flea) is the source of this 925-nucleotide messenger RNA. RefSeq lists its product as uncharacterized. NCBI's taxonomy places the organism in Eukaryota, Metazoa, Arthropoda, Branchiopoda, Diplostraca, Daphniidae. The record is from RefSeq and is a predicted model, not a curated record. The transcript is spliced from 4 exons. Bases 86 to 778 code for a protein of 230 amino acids.